AUGGCAUCUGAAAUGGUAUGCGGACUCAUCUUCAGACUCCUUCUGCCAGUUUGCCUCGCUGCAGCAUGUCUGUUCCGGUACAACUUGCUGUCCUUUGUCUACCUCAUCUACCUCCUGCUCAUCCCACUGUUUGCAGAGCCAACAAAGACAACAAUGCAAGGCCACACAGGUCGCUUGCUGAAAUCCCUGUGCUUCACCAGUCUGACCUUCUUGCUGCUGCACAUCAUUUAUCAAAUCACCAUUAACAGCCUGCUAGCGGGAGAAAACAUUGAGCCCAGCUUUAACUGUUCAUCAUGGGAGAAAUCUAUAAGACAGCUGGGGUUUGAAAGUGUCCGUGGUGCAGAUGCAGGGAAUGGUAUCCGGGUGUUUAUCCCAGACAUUGGCAUGUUUAUUGCUGGCCUGGUUACGUGGUUCCUGUGCCGCAGUUUAGAGAAACCUCCAGUGAAGGACAUUCUGCAGCAUAACACUGACUUUGACUUGGAAAACCAGACCCAACACGACAAUGACCAGGCUGAAAUGGAACAGGAGAAUGAAGAGGAGAAAGAAAAUGAUGAGAAGCUGGAAAUGGACUCUGACCUGCACUUUGAGGAAGACUUUGAGCUGGACGAUGAUGACUGUGAACUGCCAGAUGAGGAAUUGGAAGAAGACCAGGAAGAGCUAGAGGAGUUAGAGGAGGGGCUAGAUGGUCUGGGGAUUGAGGGAGAAGUGGAGAACACCAAGAUGAAGAUCUUGCAACAAAUAACAGAAGUGGCAUCCAAACUAAAAGAAAUCAUAGGCAAUCUGAUUACGACUGCAGGGAAAGUAGUCGUAACUAUAUUACUGGGUCUUACAGGUAUCAUGUUGCCCUCCCUUACCUCCAUAGUGUACUUUUUUACUUUUUUGGGCCUGUGCACAUGGUGGUCUUUUUGCCGCACGUUCGACCCACUGCUUUUUAGCUGCCUGUGUGUGCUGAUGGCCAUCUUCAGUGCAGGACACCUCGUUAUCCUCUACCUCUAUCAGUUCCAGUUCUUUCAGGACGCUGUAUCACCAGGAGAUAACUAUGCAAGUCUGUUUGGGAUCUCUCCAGUGGUGCUGACUAACUGCUCCCACACCUGGAUGUUUAAUGCAAAUCCUGAGCUGGGGUGGCACCACUUUGUCAAUCCCAUCAUGAUUUUGGUUCUGUACUAUACACUGGCCACACUUGUCCGCCUGUGGUUGCAGGAACCAGUGGACAAGGUAAAAGGAGAAGCUGGAGAAGCAGAGAAAAAAGAGCAGACUCCAGUAAGCACUGACCCCCCUCAGACAGCUGAAAAAAAGAGAGAAAUGUGGAGGAUGUCACGCUACCUCCCAGAUGAGAAAAAGGUAUUGAUUGUGACGUCCAAUGGUGGUCCCGUAGAGUUGAUGGCUUUGACCAGAGAGAGUUUGCCCUUUUCUACAAGACUCUACUCCACCCCUCACUACAAGAGCCACACUGAGUCAGAGCAAGAGAGGAUGGAUGCCAGUGUGUAUGAGCUCGAUCCCAUGUUUCCUGGUGCCCCAGGUUUCCCUGAGAAGACCAUCCGAGUAAACGCACUGGUGAAGGUGUUUCGGUUUGUGAUGAAGCAGAGCUACAUAUGUGCCCUCAUUGCCAUGAUGGCAUGGAGUAUUACAUACGUGAGCUGGCUGACUUUUGUCUUCCUCAUCUGGUCAUGUACUCUGUGGAUGGUUCGGGACAGGAGGAAGUACGCCAUGAUUACAUCUCCCUUCAUGGUGUUUUAUGGGAAUCUUCUGAUCGUGCUACAGUAUAUCUGGAACUUUCAGACACUUCAGCCAGUACCAGGCCUGUUCCUCAAGAAGGAUGUGCCCUUCAGGGAACUGGGCUCAAAGAUCAUGUGCCUUCUAAGUUUUUGGCUCCUGCUAAGACAAGCUUUAAUGGAAAGACAAGAGAAAAAGAAAACUGAGACACAGCUAUCUGAUAUUAAGGUGGAGGAAAGUUCACAGGAAAAAUAUAUGGAAGCUGAGGUUGGGGGGCAGAGAGAGAUGAUGGAUGUGUUGGGUAAUACAGUCAUGUCGAUGUUGAAUAAAUACUGGAUUUACAUCUGUGGAGGAAUGUUCUUCUUCGUAAGCUUUGAAGGACGAAUUGUCAUGUACAAAAUCAUCUACAUGAUGAUGUUCCUUUUCUGUGUAGCUCUCUAUCAGGUGAACUAUGAGAAGUGGAGAAGGAUGCUAAAGUAUUUUUGGAUGUCAGUUGUGGUAUACACCAUGCUGGUGCUCAUUCUCAUCUACACCUUUCAGUUUGAGUCCUCCUUACAUGUCUGGUCCAACAUCACUGGUCUGAGCAAGGAAAAGUUAGAAGACCUGGGUUUGGAAAAGUUUACGGUUCCAGCUCUAUUCACGCGAAUCUUCAUCCCUACCUCCUUUCUGCUAGUGUGCAUUCUGCAUCUGCACUACUUUCAUGAGUGCUUUCUACAGCUCACUGACAUUAAGGCAGUCGCAGACAAGCAGAAAAGCACCAUCUCCAGGCUUGUGCAUCUUGAUGGCAGUCUGGUAGAUAUCUCUAUGAUAAAGCCAGAGUUUAACUCGUCUAUAAACGAGGAAGAAUUGGGAAAGAAAGUGAAUCUGGAUGAUGAGGAGGAUGUUAAAAAAAGGGAAGAGGAUGAUGAAAAAUGCCCUGACUUCUACUGUAGGACUCCAAGCUUCUCCUUUAAUGUACCAGAACCGGAUUCUGGCCAGGGAGAUGAUCUGAGAAAUAAGUGGCACCUGGUGAUGGAGCGCCUGACCGUACUGUUUCUCAAGUUCCUGCAGUAUGUUAAUCAGCUGCAGCUCUUCAUCUGGUGGGUACUGGAGCUCCAUAUUAUCAAGAUUGUGUCCUCUUACAUCAUCUGGAUCUCUAUCAAAGAGGUGUCUGUGUUUAACUGUGUGUUUCUGGUGAGUUGGGUAUUCGCUCUGCCCUUUAGCCAGUUUCGCCCACGAGCCUCCAGUGUAUGCACCAUUUGGACCUGCGUCAUUAUCAUUUGCAAAAUGCUCUACCAGCUCACCUCAAUCCAACCUGAAAACUACUCCAAAAACUGCUCUAUGCCAGAUAAUUACACAGAUGUUCAAAAGCUGGACAUGGCCAAGUCUCUCCUCUACAGCGGCCCAGUGGAUCCUGCCAACUGGUUUGGCCUCAAGAAGUUCUCCCCAUUACUGGAGAAUUUGAGAAAUAACCUGUUGAUACUGGCACUGUUGGCAUUUGAAGUGACUGUCUACCGUCACCAAGAUUUCUACAGAAUGAGAAACAACCUAACUGCUCCCAUCGCCAGAACAAUCUUUCACAACAUCACACGCCAGCACCUGGAUGAUGGCAUCUUCAACUGUGCCAAAUAUUUUAUUAACUACUUCUUCUACAAGUUUGGCCUCGAGACCUGCUUCCUGCUAGCAGUAAAUGUCAUUGGCCAGCGGAUGGACUUCUGUGCCAUGCUGCACGCGUUUGGGCUGAUCGCUGUGCUUUAUCAGCGAAGGAGGAAGGUCAUCGCUCGGGUUUGGCCCAAGUACUGCUGCUUCCUGGCCUGCAUGAUUACCUACCAGUACAUUAUUUGUAUUGGGAUCCCACCAUUAGCCUGCUCAGACUACCCAUGGAGACAACCUUCAUCCAGUAUGGACUCAAAUGUGAUCAAGUGGCUCUACCUGCCUGAUUUCCAUACCAAACCAAACUCUCUCUUUCUCCUCUAUGAUUUCAUGUUGCUGCUGUGUGCCUCGCUUCAGAGGCAGGUAUUUCAGGAGGAGAAUGACCCUGCGGUGCGUCUCUUGGCUGGUGAUAAUAUAGAGAUCUGUAGAGACCUGGAUGCUACCACCCUUACCAAACACAACCCUGUUCCUGACUUUAUUCACUGCAGGUCAUAUCUGGAUAUGCUAAAGGUGAUCAUGUUCAGUUAUUUGUUCUGGUUCGUCCUCGCAAUCAUCUUCAUCACAGGAACCACACGUAUCAGUGUGUUCUGCAUGGGCUACCUGGUAGCCUGUUUCUAUUUUCUGCUCUUUGGUGGAGAGCUUCUGCUCAAGCCAGUUAAAACCAUCCUGCACUACUGGGAUUUUCUAAUUGCAUACAACGUGUUUGUCAUCACCAUGAAGAACAUCCUGUCUAUAGCUGCCUGUGGAUAUAUUAAAGCCUUAGUGGCCAAUCACUGCUGGCUUAUCCAACUCUUCAGUCUGGCUUGUACUAUAAAGGGCUAUUCAAGACCGGAGCAGCAGGCCAAUAAACAGUGUGAGCUCCCCAGUGAUGAGGCUGGCAUUAUAUGGGACAGCAUCUGUUUUGCCUCCCUGUUGCUGCAGAGACGAGUCUUUAUGAGCUAUUAUUUCCUGCAUGUGGUGGCUGAUAUCUGCUCCUCUCAAGUCCUAGCAUCCAGAGGAGCAGAGUUGUUCCAGGCCACCAUAGUGAAGGCAGUAAAGGCUCGACUUGAAGUAGAGAAAAAAUCUAUGGACUUGUUGAAGAGACAGAUGGACCGCAUUAAGAGCAGGCAGCAGAAGUUUAAGAGGGGAAAGGAAAGGAUGUUGAGUUUGGCACAGGAAAGUGGUGAAAGCCAAUCACUGUCCAAAGAGGAAGAAAAGGAAAAUGAUGGAAAAUCGGAUAAAGAGAUGAAUAAAGGGAAAAGGAAGAUGUGGUGGAGACCAUGGGUGGAUCACGCCUCCAUGGUGAGAAGUGGGAAUUACUACUUGUUUGAGACUGACAGUGAGGAGGAAGAAGAAGAGGAAAAAAAAGAGGAGGAACCCCCUAAAAAAUCAGCAUUUCAAUUUGUGUACCAUGCCUGGAUCACUGAUUCCAAAACAGCCAUGAAGGAGCACAACAAAGAGAAACAACAUUUCUGGCAGAGAUAUAAAGAGGGGCAGAAAUCUAAGAAGUACGAACAGGAGGCAUGUCAAGUUGCAACUGAGGUGGGAGAUCAGGAGCAGGAAAAAGUUGAAGAAGAAAGAUCAAAUGGACCAGACAACAUCCUGAAGCGGGUAUUUAACAUAGUAAAGUUCUCCUGGGUGCUGUUCCUGGCUCUGCUAGACAGUUUCACUGCCUGGUUUAACUCCAUGUGCCAGGAGUACAUCGACAUCUCCACAGUGCUGCGCAUAGAACGCUGUAUGCUCACACAUGAGGUCAAAAAGGGAAACAUUCCAUCACGGGAAAGCAUUCACACUUACUAUCAAAGGCAGCUGUGUCAACCUUCUUCCUCCGAGUCAGUUCUGGGAGGAACAGGGGGGCUGCAGGUUCAGCGUGACUUAUCCAGUCCACAUCAAGACCAAGAGGACCAGAGCAUGCACUCUGAACCUACUCAGGAUAGUCUGACCAGUGUGUACGCUGACUUCACAAUGGUGUACAGUGAGAAAGCUGAUGACUGUGUGCCAAGGACGAGUGAACGUCUUCGACCCAAAUUAUGCCGUCUGCAGGGACUUGAAUGUUCCUCUUCAUCCUCCUCUGCUGAGAGCGUGACCAGUGCUGCAGCCAGUGAAAACACACAGUGUACGGCACUCUGCUCUCGGCAGGGCACUGGUGAUACCACUGAGGAUUCCAAAGAGACCCAAGAAAAUGUACAAAUCCCAGGUGAUCUCUGGACUCCGAUUGAUCUGCCUGAAACCUCGGGGAUCCAGGGUUGUAGUAGUGAGGGACAGACACUCCAUGGAGCUACAGCAACUGAAAGGGACAGUAAAUUCAUGACUGAGCAGGCCACAUGGUUGGGGCUCAGUAGGGUUCCUUCUGAGGCAGAUAUUCCUCCCUCCUAUAGCAAGGCCACGGGUCUGGACUCCGUGGGUGAGUCUGUGGGUCAGCUUGAAGGGAAGAGGCUCAAGAUUAACAUUCCAGAUGAUGCUACACUUCCCGCACUAAGCCAUGAACUAACAGCAAGUGAACUGUUGCGCAACAGGAUGUUCUAUGAUGAACAGCUGGAAGAGUCUGAGCGCUUCUACAGCUCUCAGCCACAGAUCCUGCAGCUUUGUUACGCUCUCUAUAACAUGCUGGUGGCACACUCGGAGAUGGUAUGCUACCUGGUCAUUAUACUUAACCACAUGGUCUCAGCCUCAAUGGCCACACUGGUACUGCCCAUCCUCAUCUUUCUGUGGGCCAUGCUGUCUGUGCCCCGGCCCAGCAAACGCUUUUGGAUGACAGCUAUAGUGUACACUGAGGUGACUAUUGUGAUAAAAUACUUCUUCCAGUUUGGGUUCUUUCCCUUCAAUCAAAGCAUAGAGAUAGACAAGUCCAAACCCUUCCACCCUCCUAAUAUAAUAGGAGUAGAGAAGAAAGAGGGAUAUGUUCAUUAUGAUCUCGUUCAACUGCUGGCACUCUUCUUUCAUCGCUCUAUUCUUAAGUGUCAUGGUCUGUGGGAUGAGGAUGACACCAGGUCAGCAUCUAAAAGGACAGUGUACAGCCACACAGACUCGUGCAGUGGGGAAAAACCUGAAAUCUAUAGAGAAAGGAGUUCAAUUACCUGUGAUACUUUACCAGAGUCCUCAAAUACUCACAUAAUCAGAAAACUCUCCCACACUAAUUCUGCCAUAUACCGACGCAGCUCCAGUACAGGAUCACACGUUUCACGCAGAUCACCCCGCUCCAGAGGAGGCAGUUUAGGCACAAGGUCAAGUGUGGGUCGAAUGAGUAGCUGUUUGGGUGUUCAGGAGAAGAGUCGUAAAGAGCUCAUACUGGAGAAACUGCAAGAGCAGCUCAUCAAAGCCAAGAAAUUUAUAGUCAAAAUAACCCUGGACAUCUAUGUUCCAAUUCGCCAGUUCUUUUACAACCUGAUCCAUCCAGAAUACAGUGCAGUAACAGACGUCUACGUGCUCAUGUUCCUGGCUGAUACUGUGGACUUUAUUAUCAUUGUUUUUGGAUUUUGGGCCUUUGGGAAACAUUCUGCUGCUGCAGACAUCACAUCGUCUCUAUCGGAGGAUCAAGUACCAGAAGCAUUUCUUGUCAUGGUUCUCAUCCAGUUUGGCACUAUGGUGGUUGACCGAGCCCUGUAUUUAAGGAAGACUGUUAUGGGGAAGGUCAUCUUCCAGGUUAUCUUAGUGUUUGGAAUCCACUUCUGGAUGUUCUUUAUACUUCCAGGAGUGACUGAAAGGCGUUUCAGUCAGAACAUGGUAGCUCAGCUCUGGUACUUUGUGAAGUGCAUCUACUUCGGUCUGUCAGCCUACCAGAUCCGUUGCGGCUACCCCACACGUGUGCUGGGUAACUUUCUGACCAAGAGCUACAAUUAUGUAAAUCUUUUCCUCUUUCAAGGGUUUCGGUUGGUUCCGUUCCUGACAGAGUUGCGGGCCGUAAUGGACUGGGUUUGGACAGACACCACGUUGAGUUUAUCCAGCUGGAUCUGUGUGGAGGACAUUUAUGCACACAUCUUUGUUCUCAAGUGCUGGAGAGAGUCAGAGAGAAGGUACCCUCAGCCACGUGGACAGAAGAAGAAAAAGGUGGUGAAGUAUGGGAUGGGUGGAAUGAUUGUCAUGUUACUCAUCUGCAUCGUCUGGUUUCCACUGCUCUUCAUGUCUUUGGUGAAAUCAGUAGCUGGUGUCAUCAACAAACCCUUGGAUGUGUCUGUCACCAUCACACUUGGAGGAUUUCAGCCAAUUUUUACAAUGAGUGCCCAGCAAAAUCAGCUAAAAGACAUUUCUGAAUCUUAUUUGUUGGAUUUUAAGACUUCAUACAGCUACAUUCCGAGUGCAAUGCAGUUUUUGGAAGCGUACACUGCUGAGGAUGUGACAGUAGCAGAGUUAGAAGGAAGUUCAAAUUCUCUGUGGACUAUCAGCCCACCUAGCAGAAAAAAUCUGAUGGAGGUACUAAGAAAAGAGGACCAGUUUCCGGUUACCAUGUACUGGACCAUCCAGAGGAAUCUUAGUCUUGGAGCAAAGGCUGAAGUUGCCAUGGAUAAGCAUGUCACAUAUUUGGAUAUGAAAACAAGACAAGAGUUAAUAAAUCUACUAAAUGGAACACGGAACAAAGCUGUAGUGAUAGAGCAAGUUUUCCCUUGCUUCAUCCGAGCACCCAGUGAUUCAAAUGCUAAACCUAUAGAACAGCUUUAUAAAGAGGAACGCUACGAGGACAUACUGCUGAAUCUGGAACGUACCAAUAAUAGCAGUGGUGAGAUCCAGGAGUGGUGGAUCGUGGACGCCCUAUCUGCAGAGGAGAGAUCAGGACUGAAGGUGGAGGACACACGGCAGGCUGGACUGAAGCUCUAUGUGUUCAGUGAUAAAGUCAGUCCUCCCAGUCUGGGAUUCCUUGCUGGUUAUGGUAUCAUGGGACUGUACGCCUCUGUGGUGCUGGUUAUUGGCAAGUUUGUGCGUGAAUUUUUCAGCGGCAUCUCACACUCCAUCAUGUUCGAGGAGCUGCCCUGUGUGGACCGUAUCCUUAAACUCUGCACCGACAUCUUCCUCGUCCGAGAGACCGGUGAACUGGAGCUGGAGGAAGAUCUGUACGCCAAGCUUAUAUUCCUCUACCGCUCACCUGAGACUAUGAUUAAGUGGACCAGGGAAAAAAUGAAAUGACUUGCAUUAAUCUUACGAGGAAGAAUGAAACAAGACAAAGGAAGGGUGCAAACUGAAGGUGCAGAAGAGUGUCCUCGGUAUGGUUACAUGAUUUGGGCACUCAUGAGAAGUUUGGGAAUUAGAAACAACCUUCAUACAUGGAGUUUCACUGCCUCAACAAUGUGAUCUACAGGCUUACAGCACAUGUGAUAUAUGUGCUGAAACCUGUAUAGCCAAUGGACUGGGAUUGUAGAGCAGCUGCUGUAGACUUGAAUGAGAGAAAAUGUUAGGGCUCGGCUGUACUCUAACACCCCCUUUCGGUUAAAAUAGAAAUUCAAUAUACUGUGCAAUAUACUGUCCUGCUAGCUGGCUGAAAAGACUAAUGUAGCUGAGAGGAAAAAAUGGAACUGAAAGACACUAGUCACUUUUGAAUAAAAAGACAUGUAUCUGCCAUAAUCUGAAAGCGCUUGGGUUCUUCAAGCAAUCAAAUCAUGCAUUCCAAAUGAGACAUUUCUCAAGGAUUGGUGAUCCACCUGUACCGUUUGAGGGAUUAAAAUAAGGAUAAAGUUUUCUUCCUCCACAUACCAAAGAACAGACACAACAUGAGCUAUCAAGAACUGCUUUCUUUCCUUCAUUUAUGUAAUACUGUGUACACAGGGUGAUUCGACUGUGGAUUAGUGACCUGAGCAUAAAGCACAUUUUGG
Trichomycterus rosablanca is the source of this 9125-nucleotide messenger RNA. Its product is annotated as piezo-type mechanosensitive ion channel component 2. Lineage: Eukaryota; Metazoa; Chordata; Actinopteri; Siluriformes; Trichomycteridae. The coding region runs from base 1 to 8442 and encodes 2813 amino acids. The record is from RefSeq and is a predicted model, not a curated record. The transcript has 53 exons. Gene Ontology annotation, cellular component: membrane. Gene Ontology annotation, molecular function: mechanosensitive monoatomic ion channel activity.